AUGCAUGAUCAACUAAAGAAGGUUGAAAAUGAGGUUAAUGAACUAACUGUUGAGCCAAAGGAAUCAGUGACGAAUACAGUGGAGGAGCCAGCCGCUGCCGAGUCGGAUACAGAGGGGGAUGCAACCAAGACCAAAAAGAAGAAGAAGAAGAGAUCUAAGAAGAAAAAUAACAAUAUCAAGGACAUCACGACGUUUUAUCCCGAUGGAGUAUACCCCGAAGGUGAAUGGCUAAACUACGGUCAGGACUUUAACUUGGCACGUACCACUGAUGAGGAGCAGAGAUACUUGAAGAGAAGUAAGGAAAAUGAGCAACACUGGAAUGAUGUGAGGAAGGGUGCUGAGAUCCAUCGUCGUGUUAGACACAAUGUUCAGAACAAACUUCAGCCGGGAAUGUCUUUAACAGACAUCGCCAACAUCAUCGAGAAUGCAACGAGGAAGUUUACAGGUGCAGAGGAUUUGAAUACGAUGGAGAAUCCGACUAGUCAGGGGAUUGGUUUCCCAACGGGUCUCUCAUUGAACCACUGUGCGGCUCAUUUUACACCUAACGCGGGGGACACAACUAUUCUAAGACGUGAAGACGUUAUGAAGGUUGAUAUCGGUGUGCAAGUUAAUGGUAACAUCGUUGACUCGGCCUGGACGGUAACUUUCGACCACCAGUACGACAAUUUGCUUACUGCGGUCAGAGAGGCCACGUACACUGGUAUUCGUGAGUCUGGUAUCGAUGUAAGACUCACUGACAUCGGUGAAGCGAUCCAAGAAGUCAUGGAAUCCUACGAAGUAGAGAUAAAUGGCAAAACCUACGCUGUCAAGCCCUGUAGGAAUUUAUGCGGUCACAAUAUCGGCCCCUACAGGAUCCACGGUGGUAAAUCUGUGCCCAUUGUCAAGAACGGCGACAACACCAAGAUGGAAGAAGGUGAGCACUUCGCCAUCGAAACUUUCGGUACCACCGGUCGUGGUUACGUGGUACCGGGAGGCGAAGUCUCGCAUUACGCUAAGAACACUGACUCGUCUGCGAUCCCAUCGCUCACAAAAGCCAAGCAAUUGCUCCAUACGAUUGACAGAAAUUUUGGCACACUACCAUUCUGUCGCAGAUAUCUCGACAGGCUCGGAGAAGACAAGUACUUGUUUGCAUUGAACAAUCUAGUGAAGCAGGGAAUUGUUCAGGACUAUCCGCCGCUAAACGACGUGCACGGCUCCUACACAGCGCAAUUCGAACACACCAUACUACUGCAUCCGCAUAAGAUGGAAGUGGUCUCCAAGGGUGACGACUAUUAG
Torulaspora delbrueckii is the source of this 1275-nucleotide messenger RNA. It is a transcript of the gene MAP2, whose product is annotated as methionine aminopeptidase. The record is from RefSeq and is a predicted model, not a curated record. Gene Ontology annotation, molecular function: metalloaminopeptidase activity. NCBI's taxonomy places the organism in Eukaryota, Fungi, Ascomycota, Saccharomycetes, Saccharomycetales, Saccharomycetaceae. Gene Ontology annotation, biological process: proteolysis. The coding region runs from base 1 to 1275 and encodes 424 amino acids. The transcript has a single exon.